Hordeum vulgare subsp. vulgare (domesticated barley) is the source of this 1302-nucleotide messenger RNA. RefSeq names its product putative F-box/FBD/LRR-repeat protein At5g62970. Gene Ontology annotation, molecular function: protein binding. Bases 1 to 1302 code for a protein of 433 amino acids. The transcript is spliced from 2 exons. The record is from RefSeq and is a predicted model, not a curated record. Lineage: Eukaryota; Viridiplantae; Streptophyta; Magnoliopsida; Poales; Poaceae.
AUGGGGGAGAUGAUUGACUUGGCAACUAGUACAACUGUGGAUCAUUGCCAUCCAGAUCCACGGCAACUCCGCCGGGGUGGCGGCGGCGGCGGCAUCAGCAUCAGAAUAGCAGAUCAUCAGUUUGAACCGUUAAUCAUUCUGGCUUUCAGAGCUAUAUCGGAGCACAUAGGACGAUCUAGUAAAGCGUUCCAUCGAGAGCGAAUAGCCGACGGCAGGCUCCAUCUGCUUAGCAUUCUGCUCUGUGGAGCGAUCCAUGCCAAGGGAAUCGCAGCAACUGAUCGGUCUAAAAUGCAUGGCAUUCUGCUCUGUGGAGUUACGUCCGACUACGUCAUCCGUGACGACAGAAAUUCAAAGGACCCCCCGAUUGAUGUGCUUCGAGACCUUCCAGAGGGCUUACUUUGGAUAAUUUUUUCAAAGUUACCUCUGGAUGCAGCUGUGAGGACCAGCGCCCUAUCAAGGCAGUGGAGAUACUUGUGGACUGAUUGUCCUAAACUGAGUUUCGAUGGAGAUGCAUUAUGCGGCGACCACAAGAACAAGUAUAGGAAAAGAGUGCAUACCCUAAUGUUCCUGCGCAUUGUUAAUAGGGUGCUCGCACAGUUCCGGGGCAAGCUGGUUGAAGAGCUUGUGGUAAAAAUUGAGUUCAACUGGAUGUUGGUUGAACAUCUUGAUAAUUGGAUUCGUUCUGCUGUAUCAUCGCGGAUAAAUGCCCUAGUUUUUGAUUUAGCACCGAAAGAGCGUCACCAUGUUGGCCGUGUUGAUCGGUACAGAUUCCCAUUUGAGCUUUUAGACAAGGAUAGUAUAUGCCAUCUACAGAUAAUUCAUCUUAGCUUUGUAGACUUGCAGCCACCAAUGCAUUUCAGCGGUUUCCCUAUACUACGGAAGCUUGACCUGAACUUAGUGAAUGUCAAUGAGAAGGAUAUUACACAUAUGCUGUCAAACUGCUGUAACCUAGAGUGGCUGAGUAUUGUUAGAUGCCAUCUCAAUGGUGAACUAAAAGUUAGUGGCCCACUGCCUCACCUGCUAUACUUGAAAAUUGCUUCCUGCAAUUUCACAAGUGUAGAAUUCCAUGCAGUAAACCUUGCGACCUUCGAAUACAGAGGACUGGCGGUGCCUAUUGACCUCAGUAAAUCAUUGGAACUGAAAUGUGCGAACAUAUGGUAUUUUGGACACAAUCUUGAGCACACUAUUACUGUUCUUGAGAAAGUUCUUAUGAAUGUGCGACAUCUGAUCCUCAAUGCAGGCUGUAAACCAUCAGAGGUGUGCUCUUUGACCAUCUUUUAUGUCAUUGGUUAUCCUAUAUAA